AUGCGCUUCCUAUCUUUCGCCGCUGUUGGACUCUCCUCCCUCCUCCAUCUUGCAGCGUCGCAAGAUCUUUCUAGUCUCCCAGCAUGUGCUGUGACCUGCGCCGUCAACGCCAUCUCUAGCACCGGGUGUGCAGCUACCGAUGCUGCCUGUGUGUGCCAGGCAAGCAGUUUCCUCACUGGAGUGUAUACGUGCAUUUCUGCUUCUUGCAGUGCAGAUGAUAUAGCUGCAACUCUACAAUUUGCCCAACAAUACUGUGGAUCCGCGGGCAUCAGCAUUACCCUUCCCACGGCCUCUGCCACUGCGGCGCCGACUUCCACUCCGAGCUCAGCAGCCAGUAGCCCGGCGACAGCACCCGCCUCCGUGACCAGCAGCUCUGUGCCAGCGAGCGGCGCCCCCGCUGCAACCUUUACUGGUGGAGCGCAGAUCUUGAAGCAACAGUGGGCAGGCGUUGCUGGGAUGAUUGGACUGGGUGUUGCCGCCGUGCUGUGA
Messenger RNA from Fonsecaea pedrosoi CBS 271.37, 489 nucleotides. RefSeq lists its product as uncharacterized. The coding region runs from base 1 to 489 and encodes 162 amino acids. NCBI's taxonomy places the organism in Eukaryota, Fungi, Ascomycota, Eurotiomycetes, Chaetothyriales, Herpotrichiellaceae. The record is from RefSeq and is a predicted model, not a curated record. The transcript has 3 exons.